Messenger RNA from Phoenix dactylifera (date palm), 1871 nucleotides. Lineage: Eukaryota; Viridiplantae; Streptophyta; Magnoliopsida; Arecales; Arecaceae. The record is from RefSeq and is a predicted model, not a curated record.
GCUAUUGGCACUAAUAAAUAAUGAUUAUAAUGACAGUGCUGUUAAAUAUAUAGAAGAGAAAAUAAAGGGAAAAAAGAUGCUGGUAAAAAGAAGUUUGGUUUAGUUCCUCUUAGCUAGUUAAAUUAACAUGUGGUCUCUGCCCACCAGCUCGAGAUUCCAAAGCUCUCUGUUUCUCUGCCCUUUUCCUCCCCUCCCACCAGGGCCACCAACCCAACUACCUCCUUUUCUUUUGGGAAAAGAAAAAAAAAAUCAUCUCUGGUCUGCUUUUUCCUCCGUUUUUUCCCUAUAAAUUCCACCCCGUUUCCAAGCUCAAAUUCCCUUUCCCACUCUCCUCUCCUCCCUUAGCUUGCUUCUCCUCUUCCAGGUUCUUGCCUCCGCAGAACCGAUCAGUUCUGCUGCUCUGCUCUUCCCCUGUUUUCCCCUGUUUCGCUUGGGUUUGGCCGAAGGAUGCGUCUGUUGGGGGUGGAAGAACCUUUGCAGCUCUCCAUGUAUCGGGGAAACUCUGCCAAAUUAUUCUCUUAAAACACGGGUCAUUCGAGACCGAAUACUAAAGAAACCCAUCAUCAAAAUCUGGUUCGUUCUCUCUUUUUCUUUUUUUUUUGCUGAGUAAAAUUUGCACUCCCUCCUCCCCUGUUUCACAUGCAGCAUCUCUUCUUGUUGAUGUUUCUGAUUGAUGUCGCCUAUCCUAAGUGAAAUUUUCCUCUCCGGGUUUAUGAUAAAUUCCACGUUCAGACACCCAACCCAUCUCGUUCAAUCUUUCUCCGUUGUCUUCCUCUACUGGUUCUAUGUCUUUUCACGAGGAGUUUCUUCCAGCAUCUCAGUACUCGGGCACUGUCCACUUGUUCAUCUACAUAAUCUCCUAGUCUUAGUUCUUUCCCCGUAUAAGAGCUUGCUUGUUAUAUAUCUCUACAAUUCAGCGAUAAUUCCAUCAAGAUAUAUCUCGUCCUUGUAAAAGGAAGACUCCUAAAUAUACUACCACUAUUAGUUUUGUGUGCUUGGUGUGAAGAACUGUUAUGGCUUCCUCCCCCGGGACUUCGUCUGGGUCAUCAGCCCUGCUUCCGGUGGUGUCCGGCACGGCGGCGGCGGACCAGAAGAAGCUGAAGCGGAUGCUGUCGAACCGGGAGUCGGCGCGGCGGUCCCGGGUGCGCAAGAAGAAGCACCUGGAUGAUCUGGGGGCCCAGGCGAGGCAGCUGAGGCAGGAGAACAGCCGAAUCCUCACAGCUUUAAACCUCGCCACCAAGCGCUACCUGGCUGUGGAGGCUGAGAACUCUGUGCUGAGGACCCAGAUGAUGGAGCUCAGCUCCAGGUUGCAGUCCCUCGAUGACAUCCUCCACUUGUUGAAUGGAGGCUUCAGCAGCAGCCACGGGCAUCAGUUCUCCGAUGGAUUCUGCAGUCCAUGGAACUCUACGUACAUGAACCAGCCCACCAUGGCCUCAGCAGACUUGCUCCAAUACUACGAGAUAGCAUGAGGCCCUGGCCUUUGCUGCUGGUGUUCGUAAAAAUAUGAACGCUUGCCUGUGGUUGGGUGGGAGAAGCAUCCAAAAUUUUUAGCUUCCAGAGCUUUGUAAUGGGCCCCGAGAGCUAUAUAGGUGGAAGGAUGUGACACGGCCAAGUUGAGUUUGGUGGUAGAUGGAAGUGCUUGUAGACUGGGGGUUUGAUUUCUAGGUCCGGGUAUGCAUGAGGCUUAUGACUUCUUAUGCGGUCAGAACUGUAUAUUUUUGUGGGUUCUCUAUUUACAAUGCUAUAAUAGCUUCUGUUAUUGGUGCAAACUGUUCUCUUUUUUGAUGACUUUGAGGGGCCAUAAUGAUGUAACUGCUAAGUAGCCAAUUACAAUAUAUAAAAAAAUGUCAAUGGUUAGGUUCAUGAUGGAA